Messenger RNA from Sparassis crispa, 1449 nucleotides. RefSeq lists its product as hypothetical. NCBI's taxonomy places the organism in Eukaryota, Fungi, Basidiomycota, Agaricomycetes, Polyporales, Sparassidaceae. The transcript has 5 exons. Bases 1 to 1449 code for a protein of 482 amino acids. The record is from RefSeq and is a predicted model, not a curated record.
AUGGAUGCCAGCGUCAUCCUUCACAAAUACACCCUCACGGAAGCUCUUCUUCACAUUGAGAUCUUUACCGAGCUCUUCAAUCCGAUCCUGUGGAAAGCAUGGGCGGUCCAGAUGCACGUCCUGCUGGUCUUUAUGGUCCAAGCCCAGUCUGAAGUGGCCAGCAUGGGGAUCAUCCUACCCCUUCCGCGCGAUAUCCCUGUCCUCGCCCAAGUGGAAAUACACCUGGCAACAGCUCGCACUAUAGAAGGUGGUCGUCGGAUGAUACCUCGAAUUGCGGAUCACCUUCCUGCAGUCAUUCCUCGUGGUUUGACUGCCCGCGUUCUGUAUGAUGACCCCACUGUCCGCGAGGACUUUGGUUUAGGCCACCCGCCAGAUGGUCUCCCUGACAUUGAGUACGACCUCCGCGAUGCCGUGGUGCAAGUGCAAGGUCAUCUUGCUAGGGGAGAUAGGUCCGCGCAAAAUGAGGUGCAGCAGGUGUGGAUUUAUGCACUGUCCGAUUUGGUGGGUGUCCUGGAGGCUCACUUCAAGACCCUCACCAAUUUCAGGGAGUCGGAUUUUGAUCCGCGGGAGGUUGACACAAUUCGCACAGCGUUCGUGGACGUGAUCGUUCACGCCUGCACACAGUCAUUUCCCAAUGCCCUCCUUCCGGAGCCUUCGCAAGAUGAGAUCGAUGCUGCCAUGGAGCGGCUGGCACUGGGCCAUGAUUAUUUCACCGAGGUUGAGUGUCGCACUGCACCGCCUCCAUCGAUCCAUGUUCCUGCUUGUGAUGCCUGUCAGAUCCCCAAGAUGUCAGGUGUGGAGGUGCAGGUGCACCUAUGUGAAACAGAGGGCAAAAUCCCAAAGUGCAUCCAUGUCGAUAUCUCCUUGAUCACGCUCUCACUAAUUCCUCCCCCACUAGCAAUGUCCACCCACACUGCGGGAUCACCAGGACCGCAGAUGAAGCGAUCCCGUGGCAAGACAGCUACUGCCUUGGAAGCCCGUCAUGUGGCAGAAUCGUCAUCUAUGGCGGAUGCAGGUCCUGUCAGAGGCCGCAUCCCAUAUGUCAACGUGCCACCCAUGCCUCACCCUCACCACGAUGCGCUCAUUCGUGAGUCACAGAAGGGCCUAAUGCAAGACCUCGAGGCUCGCAUUACGAGUUUGGAGGAAGAACAAGAGUGCCUGAAGUGGGACAAAAACAAGGCGACCGCCCUUCUGAACAAACUUCGUGGUGCUCCCACCCCUGCUGCUGAUCCUGACAACCUCGCCACCUGCCUCAAUGGCUUUGACACGGCAUUGUAUUAUAUUCACCAGAAGCAGGAUCGGAUGGCUCCCGACUUCGCGACUAUGGCGAACGCGCUCUGCAGAGCUGGAGUGACCAUCCUCACUUUGCAUGCAGAACAGCCUGACUCAGAUGCAGACAACGAGGUUCCGGCUGGGUUGGAAGAGAACGACGAUGAUGAAGAGGUGUAG